This is a messenger RNA of Macadamia integrifolia, 1952 nucleotides long. Its product is annotated as glucan endo-1,3-beta-glucosidase 12-like. NCBI's taxonomy places the organism in Eukaryota, Viridiplantae, Streptophyta, Magnoliopsida, Proteales, Proteaceae. The record is from RefSeq and is a predicted model, not a curated record. Gene Ontology annotation, cellular component: plasma membrane. Gene Ontology annotation, molecular function: hydrolase activity, hydrolyzing O-glycosyl compounds. The coding region runs from base 154 to 1599 and encodes 481 amino acids. Gene Ontology annotation, biological process: carbohydrate metabolic process. The transcript is spliced from 3 exons.
GUGUUUUUCUUUCCAGUCUUCCCCACCUCACACUCUUUCUCACUCCACUCACCCACUUCCUCAUCCCCAUUAUCGUCUAGAUUCCACUCUUCUUCUUCUUCGUCUUCUUCUUUCUUCUCUCUCUCUCUCUCUCUAUCUCUCUCUCUGUCUCUCAUGCUCUGUUUCUGCUUCUUUCAGAACCAGAGCAACCACAGCAUGGGGCGUGUCACCAUUCCUUGCUUCCUCUUACUUCUCUGCAUCUUCGCAUUUGCUGCAGAUGCGGGUUCGUUCGGAGUAAACUACGGGCGGGUCGCAAACAACCUCCCUUCUGCAGUGAGCGUAGUUCAGCUCCUCAAGUCUCAGGGUCUCGAGAGAGUUAAGCUCUACGACACCGAUCCCUCCGUGCUUAAAGCCCUUGCUGGUUCAGGCAUCAAGGUCGUCGUCGACUUGCCAAACGAAAAGCUCUACAUAGCGGCAAAGAGACCAUCCUUCGCCUACGCAUGGGUUCAAAAGAACGUCGUUGCUUACUACCCAGCUACCCAAAUCCACGCCAUUGCUGUCGGAAACGAGGUUUUUGUUGACCCAGACAACGUGACAGAGUACCUUGUUCCGGCCAUGAAAAAUGUUCAAGCUGCGCUCGUAAAAUUUAAUCUCCACUCCUCCGUUAAGGUGUCCUCUCCCAUAGCCCUCAGUGCUCUCCAGAACUCCUACCCUUCUUCGGCGGGAUCCUUCAAACCGGAGCUAAUCGAGACCGUGAUAAAGCCCAUGCUGGAUUUUCUCCGGCAAACGGGGUCUUACCUUAUGGUGAAUGCUUACCCUUUCUUCGCCUACUCUGCUAAUGCCGACGUUAUCUCUCUGGAUUACGCUCUCUUCAGGGAGAAUCCGGGUGUGGUGGACGCCGGUAAUGGGCUGCGCUACUUCAAUCUCUUUGACGCGCAGGUCGAUGCGGUGUUUGAGGCCAUGUCGGCUUUGAAGUUCGACGAUCUGGGGAUGAUGGUGACGGAGACGGGUUGGCCCUCCAAGGGAGACGAGAACGAGGUUGGGGCGAGCGAGGAGAAUGCAGCUGCCUAUAACGGCAACCUGGUGCGUAAGAUACUCACGGCGGAAGGAACGCCAUUGAGGCCCAAGGCGGACAUCGAGGUCUACCUGUUUGCUCUGUUCAACGAGAACAAGAAGCCCGGUCCGAGCUCCGAGAGGAACUACGGGCUUUUCUACCCAAAUGAGGAGAAGGUGUACGACAUACCCUUCACACUGGAAGGGGUGAAACAGCAUAAGCCAGUCGGCGGCGGAGGGAAGAGCCAGGUGGCCCCCGUGAAGGGUGGGGUAUCGACGAGCUCAUCGGGGCAGACAUGGUGUGUGGCGAACGGGAAAGCAGGGCAGAAGAGGUUGCAGGUGGCGCUGGAUUACGCUUGCGGGGAAGGAGGAGCUGACUGCGCGCAGAUCCAGCCUGGUAGCCCAUGUUACGAUCCGAAUACACUAGAGGCUCACGCAUCCUUCGCAUUCAACAGCUACUACCAGAAGAAAGGGAGAGUAAUGGGGACCUGUGAUUUCCAAGGGUCUGCCUAUGUCGUCACCCAACCUCCCAAAUUUGGCAAAUGCGAGUUCCCUACAGGUUACUAACAAGGAUGGAUCGAAGCUGAUAAGGGAUCAAGGGAGAAGAUGAUGAUGAAGAUGAUCACUUUGUUAUUGUAGAUCAGUUGGGAACUUAAGGAACAAGGGAUGAUGGAGGGAAGGGCUUCCUGUGUAUUUUUUGGCAAAGAGUAGUAGUAGUAGUAGUCGUAGUUAGAGAGAGAGAGAGUUGAUGACAUUUAUUUGACUUCAUUUGUAGUCUUAUAAGUAGUAAUACUCUUUAGUAGUACUAGUAGGAAGGACUAAGGAGUGUAGUAUAGUAUACUAUGUAUUGCCUUUGUUUCGUAUAUGUAAUUAAAGAAAAAGAAUCUAUUUAUUUUUUCGCCUCAGGAUGCGAAAAUCAA